AUGGAGAAAGGAUCCCUGGGAGCUGGACAGAUGUCAUUGACUUUGGAGCAACUCAAGACCUUGGAAAUUUGCCUGCAGGAGGCAGAAGAAAAGGCUAAAGCCUUAUCUGAGCAGCUUGUAGCUUCUGAAGGAACAAAAUCAAAGCUGCUUGAACAUGUUUCCCAGCUGGAGGAAAAACUAGAAGCUUCUGACCACACAGCAGGCAGUGGGGAGCCAUAUGAGAAAAUUGUUCUUGCCAAAAACCAGUACAUUGAGAAAUUACAAGCUGAAGUGAAAGCAUCCCAGGAACAACUCAUGGCCUAUAAAUUAAAGCACAAAAAGAAUGUGAAAAAGCUACAGACUGAUCUGGCAAUGGCUAAGCAAGAGGCUGCCCUCACAGCCCUGGAGCUCAAGGAGAAGAUAAAGGCUCUAUGUGAAGGAAAGCCAGCCCCUAGAGAAGACAACUCCCUGGAAGAGUCGAGAGGAGGUCUCCCACCUGUGGAGGAAGGUGAUCGAAAACUCGGUCUGAUUAUGGAGUUGUCGACCCAGGUUUCCCUUCAGACGGAGAAGAUCACACAACUGGAAGAAGUUUUAGAGGAAAAGGAAAGGAAGAUCCAGCAACUAGAAGCAGAGCAGGGACCCUCUCCUUCCCAAGAGUCCCAGGAUUCUGCCGAAGGACUACAAGACGCUCCAGUCAUCUGCGAUGAUAGCAACACGUCUGUGCUGUCUGAUGAGGCUAGGUAG
Echinops telfairi (small Madagascar hedgehog) is the source of this 723-nucleotide messenger RNA. It is a transcript of the gene CCDC192, whose product is annotated as coiled-coil domain containing 192. NCBI's taxonomy places the organism in Eukaryota, Metazoa, Chordata, Mammalia, Afrosoricida, Tenrecidae. Bases 1 to 723 code for a protein of 240 amino acids. The record is from RefSeq and is a predicted model, not a curated record. The transcript has 6 exons.